Acytostelium subglobosum LB1 is the source of this 420-nucleotide messenger RNA. RefSeq lists its product as hypothetical. The transcript has a single exon. NCBI's taxonomy places the organism in Eukaryota, Evosea, Eumycetozoa, Acytosteliales, Acytosteliaceae. The record is from RefSeq and is a predicted model, not a curated record. The annotation marks the transcript as partial.
AAAGAAACUAAACAAAUAAUGUCAAGUGAUGAUUCAUCGUCCUCCUCUGAUGAGGAAUUGAAGAAGAAGAAGGUGAAGAAGUCCAAGAAGGAUACCAAGUCAAAGAAGACCAAGAAGGACAAGAAGAAGAAGAAGAAGGUCAAGAAGGAUCCAAACGCACCACGUCGUCAUCUGUCCGCCUUUAUCUACUUCUCCAAGGAGAUGCGUCCAACCAUCAAGGCCGAGAACCCACAGGCCACCUUUGGCGAGCUUGGCUCCCUUCUGGGCAAGGCCUGGGAUGCUCAACUGCCAGAGAACAAGAAGCAGUUUGAGAAGUUGGCCGCCGAGGACAAGAAGCGUUGGGAGAUGGAGAAGAAGAUCUACGACGAGAAGAAGGCCAACGCUGCCUCCGACUCUGACUCCUCAUCUGACUCUGAUUAA